Messenger RNA from Osmia bicornis bicornis, 956 nucleotides. RefSeq names its product FGFR1 oncogene partner 2 homolog (gene Fgop2). The coding region runs from base 220 to 834 and encodes 204 amino acids. The record is from RefSeq and is a predicted model, not a curated record. The transcript has 4 exons. Lineage: Eukaryota; Metazoa; Arthropoda; Insecta; Hymenoptera; Megachilidae.
UGGGUAUGUAUCUCUAAACUUAUCGUUAGUCUUCCAAUGAAUCUAUUCUCUUGUAACGAGAACUGUAGACCAAUGAGGUUAUAGAUCUAAUCGAAAAUAAACAAAGCAUUCGUGUAUACAAGUUAAAAAUCUUAUAUGUUCAUUAUACAUAUAAAAUUGGAUGGAUUAAUAAAUAAAAUUUCAUUAUUUAUACUGUAAACAAUUCAUUAUCUGCAAAAAAUGUCAUUAACUUUCCAACAAAUUAUAUUGGAUGCUGAAAAGUUAGUGACUAGAAUCUCAGAUCAUGAAAAUACAGCGGAUGAUUUAAUAAUUGAAAUAGAAUCCGUUUGCGGUCAAAUUGAUAAUAUGAAGGAGUAUAAAGAAGAAGUAGAAAUCUUGAAUGCUGAAGCUAAACAAAAACCACAUUUGCAAUUGAUUUCUGGAAUACAAAUAGAGAAUAAACAUUUUCAAGAAAUACAGGCAGAAAAUAAGGAAUUAAAGAAUGUAUUAGAAGAUUAUCAACAUACUCUUGAAUUAAUAAUGUCCAAAUAUAGGCAACAAACAGCCUGUUUACUACGUUUGUGCAAAACAGAUAUUCCUUCAACGCAUAAUGCAAAAUAUGCCAAUAUAAUUACAAGUCAAGCAGAGAAAAUUAAUGAAAUGGCAGCAAUUAUGAAAACUGCUGUUGCCUUAGAUGAGGAAAACGAAUUAAAAGAAAAAGAGGUGUAUUAUAGUUUAAAGGAAGAAAAUGCUACGUUACGAGAAAUUGUUAAUAUUGCAAAUAAAUAUGGCUCGUUGAGUAAAGAUACCGAAGUAGAAAAUAAAACCGUUCAAACAGAUCCAGUAGUAUUAUAAAAGAAGUCUGUAAUUUAUAUUUUCUUUAUAUAAAUCUUGUAUUAUUUAUUUUAUAUUUUAUAAUGUAAUUAAUGUUAGAAGGAAUGCAUUACUUAUAUGUAAUAAAGUGCACAUACAAUACA